GUUUUGUUCUAUUUUUAUUUUUGCUUUUAUUUUACCUCUAUUUUACUUUUAAUUUGCCUCGCUCAAUUUUGCACACUUUCCUAAUAUUGUUGCCUAACCUUUUCAAUUCCCUGUAAUCAACACACUCGUGCCAUGGCUGGAGGAUACACGACUAGGAUCACCACUUCUGAUCCCAGAUACUACUACGAUCAGCGCGCCACCCAGACCAGCCACAUACCGACGCCCCGCAUACUCGACCGCUACGCUAACACUCAGCGAAUGGUUGUUGCACUGCCCAGUACUGGAAGCGAUACCGAUACUGAUACCGAUCACGAAGUUGUCAGCGAGCACGACGAGCAGGAAUACGAGUUUUCAAACCACAGAUACGGCGCGGCCGCGCCAAUACAGAUAAAUGCACCCCGUUCUUCAGGACCUCGCAGAGGACGCGCACACAGGCGCGAAGAUGAACCAAACACAAGCAUUAUUGCAUUCCGCGAAUUCACUAACAGCAAGCGCGCGGGCACAACCGAUAUUGCACUGACGGCGAUGCUGCGGGCGUGGCAUGCGAUGGCCCAGGAUUCGCGUAGGAAACGCGAAGAGCUCAGCCGGAUGUGGGCUGCUGGGCUUGUAUUUUACCGGAGAAGCCUCGUCAAGCGCGCUAUUGGCCAUUGGCGCGAGGCUGCGAAUGCGGCGCUGAUGCCGACGGGCAGCGACUAUGAGCGGGUGCAGAUGAAACUGGCCAGCAUGCACUACCGAAAGCAGCUUCUGGGUCGCGUAGUCGACCAGCUUUACCAUAUUCAGGAUGUCCAACAAAGGUUCGAGGAGUGGGAGGGCGAGAGAAAUUAUCGGCUCGUCGUUCACAGCAUGGGCAGGUGGUACCGGCAUUGGAUGCUCAGGCGCCGGGAGGCGCUUGGACUGGCGGCCAAGCAGGUUGAGAUAGAUCUCAGGAGGAGCGCUCUCAGAAGGGCCAUGGAUCGCUGGCGCACAGGCCUGCAGAUCAAGGUUUCGUUUUCCCAUGUCCAGGCGAAGCAAGAGACUCGGUUACUCAAAGAGUGUCUGCACAUAUGGGCUGCGCAGCGUGCUGUGAGUGAGUUUGCGCGGGAGCAGCGGCGGGUUGAAAAGUCCAACCCAGCCAGGGAGCUAUUGGUGCGGCGGAAGGAUGCGGCGGACUCACAGAGCCACCAGCAGACCGCUGAUAUCGACAGCAAUAUCAAUCGCGAGAAGCUGUACCGCUUGUUUGCCGGGUGGCAUGCCGUUACCAUGGAUGCCGCCAAGGCCAAGCAGCAGGCUGCCGAUUUCCACGCGCGCACGCUGAGAGGGCAUGCACUGAGGGACAUGUCACAGCAGCAGCAGCAGGGUAUUUUGCAGCUGGACGAAAUGGCGGAUGCUUUCUACAGUUUCCGUCGCUUGCUUCAGUGCUUCACAAGCUGGCGUCGCGUUAUCAGGGACCGCAGGGAGCAUUUGCUCCAAACACGUGCAGCUCAAGAUGUUGUCCGCCAGCACGAUCACAGGCGCCGCCGCGUGCUAAUACAGGCAUGGCGCAGGUCUGCAGAGAAGGCGCAUCGGGACGAGGAGCGCGCUGACGCAUUCAUUGCCGCUCACCAGCGGCUAAUGCUAAUCUGUAUGCUGCGGGCAUGGUUGAGCCAGGUUUAUGCUUUUGGGUUUGCUCAGCAGCGCGCCACCAACGCACAGUCGGUAUUCGCCAGGUCGGCGGCAGCCAACCGUGCAAAUACGCAGAACAUGUCUCUGAUCGUGCGACCGAGAGCCAGCAGCACGUGCGACCGAUCGAUCAGCGUCCAGGGCGGGAGUAUUGGGUCGUCUACUCAAGCGAGGUCCGUGGAGACGCAGGAGUUGCUGCGCCGGGUCAGGGAUGCUGAGACUAAGGCUGAGCUGUACAAGCGGCGCUGGGUCGACGCCAACAGGCCUUCAGCCGACGCGGUCUCCCGUGAUUCGGGCCUGGGAUGGCGGGGACGGCACACGCGAGAAGCGAGGGAGAACGGGCCCCUGGACAUGGACUGCACUGCCCUGGAUAUCGAGGCCGUUGUGUUUGAGCGCAGACACCUUUUGCUUGACGUAUUCUGUACUUGGCGCAAGGCCACAGCUAGCAGCAUAGUUUCCAAUCGGGCGAGGGAGAUGCAGAAGCGGGCGUGCGAAGAGGCACUUGUCAAAAUCCAGAAUGACACAAGACGCCGUGCUUUUUGCUGGUGGCGCCAGCAGCUGAAGGAGUGGCGGCAACUGAACCAUGUGGCGGAUGCCAAGUAUGAAUCACGGCUUUUGCGCGAGUGCGUGUUCAAGAUGCACAACGAACGCUGCGAGCGGGUGCUUUUGAUCGAACAGGCGGACGAUUUUUACCAGAGGCAUCUGAUGACGGACACACUUACAGACCUUAUGAAUGCCUACUUUGAAAUCAUUAUGAUUAGCUCGACCGGCGAUUCCUUACCUGGCGAACAGGAGCCCGUGAAGCUGGUUGUCGAUGAUGAUGAUGAGCACGAAGAGCAUAACCAAAACCUUGACGACAUUUACGCCCAGGAGUUUGGUAGUGAUCUUUCUCAUGAAGUCGACGGUAGCUACUCUCAGGACGGCGAUGACGAAUACGCGAUAGACAACGACGGUACUAUCCGUCUCGUCGCGAAAGAUAUUUCCGAUGAAGAGUCAGUUGAUGACGACAGGAGCGACCAGGAGCUGUUGUGUUGCUUUGAUGCCUGGCGGCAAGUGGCCGCCAGUAUGCACGGCGUUCGGGACACUGUUAUCCAGAGCCUCCCCGUAUCUCUCCGGCACAAGGCUAUUGCCAGGGGGUCCGCCACCAGCGACUUUGAGUGGGAACUCGUUCAUUCGGCGCAGCUGUUGGGCCAGUGCUUCAACCACUGGCGACAAAGAGGGUAUGCUGGGAGGGAAGUCCAGCAGCAGCAGCAACAGUGGCCGCAGCAGCUGGCCAUCAGCGCAAUGCCCGCGCAUGUCAGAGACUAUGUCAACCGUAUGCCAACUAUCAUUGAUGCCAGUGACGAAGACUCGGAGGACGACGGGCCGCGUGGCGAGGAGCUGCGCUCUAUUGAGGAGGGUGUGGCCGCCAGCGCUGCCAGGAGAGUGCAGCGCACUGCGCUGCAUCGCUGGCUGGUGCUUAACAGGGGCAAGCUGUUUGCCGAUGAACUUGUAGGGCGCAGGAUCGGCGAGGUGAUGGCAAUCAUUAUUGAGCGCAACGAAUUGGCCAAGCUUGCGCGCGAUGCUGCAUAUCAGACCGAUGCCGCGCUGGUCCGCGGCUGUCUCCUGAAGUGGAUCGACAUGGUCAAGGCCAAGCGUGCUCACAAAUAUCGCCGCAAGCUGUACAUGAAGGCCAUUGCUUUCCGGUGGGAGAAGCAGGCGCGCAGGUCGCUGUUGACAUGGAUGCAGGAGUCGAGCGACCUGCGGAUCAUGGCCAGGGUGGCGCAGAGAGCCGGUAGCCAGAGAGAAGUGCGGCUGGCGGAGAUUGCAGACCGGUGGUCGGAAGCCCAGCUGGUUAAAAAUGCGCUCAACUCACUGCGCAUGACUGCGGGUCAGCAGGCAGUGGUCCGUGGCAUGGGCAUGCGCUUUGCCGUUGCAUGGAACAAUGCCAAUGUUUGGCGCAAAACGCUACACACUUGGCAUGAACGCGUCGCUCCCGACAAUGCAGCACCUUUGCCCAUUUAUAGCAGCAGCUAGUUCUCUUGUCUUAACUAAUCUAAAUACUUGAGU
Molecule: messenger RNA, 3687 nt
Organism: Kickxella alabastrina
Lineage: Eukaryota; Fungi; Kickxellomycota; Kickxellomycetes; Kickxellales; Kickxellaceae
Exons: 1
Coding region: 133-3654 (1173 amino acids)
Source: RefSeq, a predicted model, not a curated record